Messenger RNA from Hyalella azteca, 2251 nucleotides. RefSeq names its product phosphomevalonate kinase-like. Gene Ontology annotation, cellular component: cytoplasm. Gene Ontology annotation, biological process: cholesterol biosynthetic process; isopentenyl diphosphate biosynthetic process, mevalonate pathway. Gene Ontology annotation, molecular function: phosphomevalonate kinase activity. The transcript is spliced from 4 exons. Bases 1075 to 1677 code for a protein of 200 amino acids. The record is from RefSeq and is a predicted model, not a curated record. NCBI's taxonomy places the organism in Eukaryota, Metazoa, Arthropoda, Malacostraca, Amphipoda, Hyalellidae.
GAUCCGUUACAAAAUAUAGCAGCUGUACACAUUAACAGGUAUGAUAGCGAGCUGUUGUAAUCUAAUGAAGCUGUGAAGAUGGGCAAUUAAAAAAAAUGAUCUCUUGUAAAAUAUAGCAGCAGUGCGGAUGAAUGAGUAAGCACGACAGCCUUUAGAAAAAAAAGGCAGUUGUUGAGAGGCUCUAAAGAUGGCGAGUCGUUGAAAUUUAUGGCAGCUGGACAGAUGUGCUGGUAAGAUGACCCGAUGAGCGCUUUUUCAAUAAUUAGGAACUGAAAUACUGAACUUCAUUAGAAAAGCCCUUCUAUUCUGAGUUGUUAGGAGUUUACUUAACGAGAUCACGUUAAGAUGACACCUGUGACAGACAUUUUUUCAGCUAAUCAAGGUGUGUACACGCUAGACGGCGAUGCUUGAACGAAAUGUUAGGACGGGAAUGCCUGUGUUCGAUUCCCUGAUAUGAAGGAUGAUGCGUGGCCGAGGAUGGAGCCUUUACUCACGAGAGCUUUGAAUAUAUAUAGUUGUCAGUAUAUAAUAUAGGUAUAUAGCUGCGGUUCUCAUUCCUCAGGGCGGCUUUGGUGCGCCGUAGAGUGUGUGGGGGCGACCUCUGGAUUGCCCUAGCCCCGAAGCAUUAUGAAAUGCAUUUUUUACGGUCGUUUUUUCAUUUUUUUAAACUCGUGAUCAAACAGAUCUGACCCUUGAAUCUGCAAAAAAUCGAUGAUAAAUUGAGUGUUUUGUUUGGUAAUCUGGACUCGAAUUAACGCUCCCAAUGAAGUUAUUCCUAGUAUGUGAAAAUCUAAUAAAUUCUACGGUAAAAAAGGGGUAUUCGUAGUUCAUCACAUUCUUCACAACGUGUUGCAUUUUAUGACAAAAAGUAUUCGAUCAUGCAUUUAGUAGCGGAAAGAAUUUCUCUUCUCAAGGAAUUGAAAAAUUGAAUUUUUUCUUAAUUCUGGCACGACUUGGCUGUGUUUUGAAAAUAAUUUUAACUUCAUUCCUCAGAUUGAAUUUACUUCGUUCAACGAAGCGUUCACCGAGCGCUUAUCGUGGGCUAGUAUCUUCUGAGAUAUUUUUGAAACAUUCAUGACACAACCAAAAAUAAUUUUUCUGUUUUCUGGAAAACGAAAGUCAGGGAAAGAUUUCAUUUCUGAAAAAUUGCUCUCCAGAAUUUCGUCCAGAUUUCCUCCGCCAUGCGCGACAAUAAUUCGCUUAUCAGCGCCGCUGAAGCACGAAUACGCCUCUCAACACGGCCUGGACUACACUGAGCUGCUGACAGCGUCGCAGUAUAAAGAGCAGCACCGCCACGACAUGAUCAAGUGGGGCGAACAAGUGAGGGCUCGUGACCCAUCUUACUUCAUCAUCAGAGCUGUUCAUCUGGCUAAAGGUGAGAGCUUCCCGGUGUGGAUCGUGAGCGACAUGCGGCGCAGGUCUGAUCUGCAAUACUUCCGGACGAACUACCCUAACGAGUGCGUCACUGUCCGCGUGUCUGCGUCACCAGACGCACGCGUCAACAGGGGCUGGAAGUUUACCAAAGGUGUUGACGAUGCAGCGAGCGAGUGCGACUUGGACGAUGUAUGUGCCUGGGACCACGACAUUGACACGUCGCACGGCGACGAGGCGACCACGUCUGCUCUCAUUGGCCAGCUGCUACAACGAUGUCGUGACGUGGGCGUGGUCGUGACGUGAGCCAGCACGAGUUCACAAGGUCGAGUAAUGCAUCGGACGAUGUUAAGAUCGGUUGAUGGAUAAAAUUCCUGGUAUGACAUGAACCAGGAAUGAUACGCGUUACGGACGCAAGGAGUGGUCUCGGUUUAUCCUCUUAUCAUUUCGAGGCAUUCUGAUUUUUUUCUUGCACCUCUCUGGGUAAUGUAUACGUUUUUUUCGGUAUAAUUUUUUUUUCGGUACAAGUUUCUGAUAAAAUAAGUCGGUGAUAACUGAAUGCGGUUAUAUUUAGGUCUUCUGCACUUCUGGAUUAUAUAUUCAGCACUUCUGGAUUAGUUAGGUGUAUUGAAAAAAUUUUAUCGGCCUUGAUGAGCACCACCCAAAAGUUACGUCGACCAGACACACACAAAUACGAUCUUUGAUGUACUAAAAUUUAAAUUUGUUCUUGCGUAACUUUCAACUUUCUUUUAAAAUGUUUGAAAAAUCUAUUUUUUUUCACCUGAUGUUUUUAUUCGAAGAUGAUUCAUUGUAUGGCGGUUGUCAAGGUCGUUCCAGCAGAACCAAUAUCAACCUAAAGUGAAUAAAACCUUGUUGAUCA